AUGGCUCGCAGUUUUGUUUUGACUCUGCUUGGUUUGACUUUGGUCCUCAGAGGAACGGAGGGUGUUUCGGAGAUCUGCCGCGGGGCGCGGUGCCUCUCCGCACCGUCAUGGACGAGACCGUGCGUCGGAGCGCACUGUCCAGGGCGCACGGAACCAGACCCUCCAGCCGCGUCCUCGCGGCUUUUCCAACACUUCACGCAAGCCAGACAAUCGCCAGUUUACCAGCAGGACGCGCAGUACUCUCACCACACUGCGCCUUUGCCACCUUACGUCCAGCCUCACCAGGGGUUUACGCAGCAGGAUGGCACCAGGAGGACGAACCCGAGGACCCUCACUGCUGAGGUGUUCCAUCCCGGCUGCGCUGGCGGGACCUGCCCUACCUCUGUAUCGCAGCAUCAGACCUCUGAUGACAGCACCAGGGAGUGCAAAGGCUUCGGGUGCAAACUCCGGCGCCAGAAACCGAACGUUUGCUCCGGGGAUGGUUGUUUUACGCGCGUAGAUGACGCGCACAACUCACCGGUGCACGUCACGGACAGAGCCGCGCAGUUUCUGGACGAGCUUCCAGAGUUUGGAUCGGAACGCGGUGCCCGAAUACAGCUGACAUGUGACAUGAAAUCAGGGAACAACGAGGUUCCUGCUGAGGACGCGCUUGUUUUACAGCUGGAGCUCUCAAAGAGCCAGGAGGCUUUUGUAGAGGCUCUGAAGGGCCAGCAGGUCGAAGUCAAGGAGCUUCAGAGGCUCCUGAGUGAACAGCAGGGGGCGCUGGUCAGUCAGCAGCGGGAGAUACUGGAGCAGCAGAGGAGGAUGUAUGAACAGAUGGAGCAAGUGAAAUCCCAGUACAACCUUCUGAUGGACAGCAUCAAGCAAACGUCCCUUCAUAACGUCCAGGAAGAGAUGGACAGUCACAUAGAGUCACUGACUUCACAGGACAGAGAUGAAUGCCUUGAACUUUCAGAUCUUUGCGGGGAUCAGCAAAAAUGUCUCAACACGCCAGGUGGAUUCAGGUGCCAUGGAAUGACGGAGCGAGAAGCCACCUUGGGAAUGUGUGGCCUCGGCUACUUCUUUAACUCCGACAUGGACGAGUGUCAGGCCUGUCAUGAAUGUGAUGGAGAACCCAUGGCAUCCCCCUGCACUUUUACAAUGGACGCCGUCUGCUCCGGACCUGCCGCCGCCGACAGUCCCUUGUCGCUAUCCUGGUCUGGAGAUGUUAGUCUUCCUGGAGGCAAAAAUCAAAUCGGAACUCAUUCCUCGCCUGGGGUGAAGAUCCACAUCCAAGGUAGGAGUGAGCCAGGCCUGGUGUCUGCAGAGGACGGCCAUCUGGUGCUGAGACAGCAUGGACUGGUUUGGCUGGACGAGAACAUGGCGGUGACUCACGGCUGCCGCAGCUUCAUUCAGGUGUGUCUGCGUCUUAAUGACACGGCGGGUUCUGAUAGGCUGGACCUCAGCGGAGUCAGGGUAGAGCAACGCGAGGUCAAGUCCCUUCAAAGCGUCAGCAUUAGUGGAGUGGCGGAGGUUUCUCCAGGGCACGCCAUCUCGCUAUACAUUCAGAGUGCGAGUCAGCAUUGCAACCAAUCCAACGAGGGUUUGCAACUGUACACCCCGACUGUAGCGCCUCUGAGUCUCCUGUGGCUCUCUCACGACACCGGCGCCGUAGCCAUGACAGCCCAGGCCACGGUGACGGCACAUUACCACACCACCUUCCGUCCUGUCUUUCGCACGACUUCAACCUCCGACCCCUAUGUUGUCGGGCUGACCCAUGACGGCCGGGGCGUCCGAUUUGCAGAGAGUGGGACGGUACGCUUUGUUUUCCAGCAGGCCUUUUAUUCCAUGGGCCAGGCCUGCGUGGCGGAGGGCUUCCAGCUGUUGGCAUAUGUCAACCGAAACGGCACCGGCAUGGAGCUCAGCCGUGCUUUCAAGCCAGGGGUCCACUAUCGUGACACCUCCAUCUCUCUGUCUGGAGCGACGCAGGUCGGCUCUGGAGACACGCUCGCCUUCGAGAUCCUCUCACCUGGUCAGUGCAACGUACGCUACUUCGGCGACGAGACUGGCAUCAGCAUUCUCAGCUUAGUGUGGGUGCCGGCUGCCAUCUCCACUUCCCUCUUCGCCUCUGUCGCAAAUACCGGUCUUCCCUCAGGCGCCGUCCGAAACAAGCCCCUGUUCUUCCAGCAGACCUCUCCUCAAGUGGCCCAGAUGGGUUUGUCUGGGAAAGGCUCAGCAGAUCACGCUCGAGAUUUCGUUUUCAGGGAGAGUGGCAGCGUCAGUGUGGCGCUGGACCUCAAACUCAUCCACUCCUGCAGCCUCAUCAAAGUGACUCUGCUGCGGCGCAGUGAUCCCCAGCUGGUCGGGGACGGAGCACGACCCGUACCCGUCGCCCAGCAGGUCGCUGGACAGAUUCCCGAGGGGAGCCAGUGGGCCAGCGUCAGUCUUCGGGUGUCAUUCCAGGUGCACAACGGCACAGCGGUCUUCUUUGUUUUGGACUGUGUGCGCGGGCGAGUCAAUCAAAUCAGCCACCACGCAGGGAGCGGCGUUUCACUCAUGUGGGUCGCAGCAGCAUAA
Messenger RNA from Synchiropus splendidus (mandarinfish), 2556 nucleotides. RefSeq lists its product as uncharacterized. NCBI's taxonomy places the organism in Eukaryota, Metazoa, Chordata, Actinopteri, Syngnathiformes, Callionymidae. The transcript has 5 exons. The coding region runs from base 1 to 2556 and encodes 851 amino acids. The record is from RefSeq and is a predicted model, not a curated record. Gene Ontology annotation, molecular function: protein binding; calcium ion binding.